AUGGCUGGCAUGGCAGCCACCCUGCAUGUCCGCAGUAAGCUUCCUUCGUUUGUAAGGCCGCCCACUCUUCAGGGCCUUUCUUCUUCUCAUUGCCUCGCUGGCUCUUUCUCUCCUCUCCCUUAUAGUCUACUAUGUCAGCUUGAGCGCAGGAAGUCCCCGUCGUUUAUCGCCAGAUGCCAAAAAUCACAGACAACUACAACGGAGGCAAACGCUACGACGACCGAGACGUCCAAAGGAGCCGCCACACAUACUAUCCAGGUUGGACCGAGGAGUGAUCCUCAUCAGUAUGUACCCAGUAGCGUCAACGCAUCCGUCGGCGACGUAAUAGUCUUCGAAUUUUAUCCGCGUAACCAUUCUGUGGUACGAGCAGACUACGACGCGCCCUGCGUGCCUGCCCAGACGAGCGGCCCCGUCUUCUACUCUGGCCAUUUCAACAAAUUCAACGAAGAGAAUGGACAGAUGAUAGGACCGACCGCAAAUAUGACAUGGGAGCAUCAAAACAAGAAAGCGAUAAAUUACCCCUACCAGCUGGAACCAUGGGAGCACAUCCCUGCCGAAGGAGAGAGUCCCACCUCAUCAGCGACCUCCAGCCCUUCCCCAUCGUCGUCCGGAAGUCACCUCAGCGGCGGCGCCAUAGCUGGGAUAGUCGUUGGAGCUGUCGCAUUCAUCGGGCUUCUCGUGGCAUUUUUCUUCGUCAUGGGUCGGAACCAGGUAUACAAGAAGUGGAUGACAUCGCAGGAUGGGACCACGGAGCGAACAGCUCGCUGGGCUCUGUUCAACAGCCACGGGGAACGCAAGAGUGACUUCGAUAGCACGCAGCCUCCUGGCGAUCAAGCGACGUAUAUGCCGAGCCCGGAUCUCACCAAUCGUGCCUAUGUGUCAGGGCAAGGACAAUAUGGCUGGGACCCGUCUAUGUUCCAGCCCAUGCCACAGUCACCACCGCCGCCAAGACACGUAGCACCCACCGAGUUAGAAGCACCCGAUUCGGUAGCUCAUUAUCGGACCGAUGGAAGGUGA
Aspergillus pseudotamarii is the source of this 1017-nucleotide messenger RNA. RefSeq lists its product as uncharacterized. Bases 1 to 1017 code for a protein of 338 amino acids. NCBI's taxonomy places the organism in Eukaryota, Fungi, Ascomycota, Eurotiomycetes, Eurotiales, Aspergillaceae. The transcript has 3 exons. The record is from RefSeq and is a predicted model, not a curated record.